Saprolegnia parasitica CBS 223.65 is the source of this 1090-nucleotide messenger RNA. RefSeq lists its product as hypothetical. Gene Ontology annotation, molecular function: protein-cysteine S-palmitoyltransferase activity. The record is from RefSeq and is a predicted model, not a curated record. Gene Ontology annotation, biological process: protein targeting to membrane; peptidyl-L-cysteine S-palmitoylation. NCBI's taxonomy places the organism in Eukaryota, Oomycota, Saprolegniomycetes, Saprolegniales, Saprolegniaceae. The coding region runs from base 11 to 1060 and encodes 349 amino acids. The transcript is spliced from 13 exons. Gene Ontology annotation, cellular component: Golgi apparatus; endoplasmic reticulum.
UUCAGCGAGGAUGCUCUUCCUGGCGGCGCUCGUACUCUUCCUGGUGACAUCGCUGCUAGUCGUCAUCGUCAUCUUCUGCGCCAAUGACACGAGCGACGGUGUCAUGGGGCGCCUCCAUCGAUGGCUGCUCAACGACGUGCCCAACGCGCUGGGCGAUGCGAUCUUGAGCCUGUGCGGCGAACGCGCCCAUCGUCAAGUGAUAGCCACCGUGCAGUACGUGCUCUACGAACGCAAUCCGCUCAUGCAGAUGGUCUACCUCUUGCUCGUGGGCGGCGGCUACGGCCUCUUUCUCAUUUACGGCCAACCGCUGAUUCCCAACGUCUACCUCGCCCCGCACCACACGAUAUGCGUCCUGUUCCUUGCGACAGCCGCGCUCUGCACCUUUUUCCAAGCCUGCUCGACGUCUGCUGGCAUCUUGAACGAGCGCACGUCGCGAUGGCAUGAUCAUUACCCGUUCGACGGCGUCAUGUACAAGAAGGACAACACCUGCAGCACUUGCAAGUGCAUCAAGCUCGCUCGUUCCAAGCACUGCACGGUCUGCAACGUCUGUGUCCCGCGCUUCGACCACCGUUCGUCGGUGCUCAAUGCAUGUGUGGGCGAGCGCAACUACAAGAAUUUCCUUGCCUUCAUCAUCACCAACGCUUGCUUUCUUGUCUACGGCGCUUAUGUGCUGACUUGCAUCCUACUGAGCGAAGUGGUCAACCUGCAGCUCUUCCAGUCGCAGUUUGUCGACCAGACGACCGGUGCGCCGACGAACGCGACGACGUUUAUCGUGUUUCGCUACAUGCUGCACAUCCAUCCGGUCAACAUGAUGCUCCUCUUCAUCUGCGUCGUCAUGGGCGCGGCCCUGACAUUAUUUUCGCUCUUCCACCUGCGUCUGGUGGCGCAGAACCGAACGACCAACGAGUUUUUCAAGCAACGCAGCGUGCGCACCGCACCACGCGACGCCUACACGCUCGAGUCGCUGUGGGCCAAUGUCGCCGAGGUGCUCUUCCCUGUUUGCGACCAGCGCCUCCAGAAGGCGCUCGACCUCCACCACGCCAAGGCCAAGCAAGAGUAAGCACCAAGCAACAACAUGGCAUCUUACUCG